Molecule: messenger RNA, 1539 nt
Organism: Castor canadensis (American beaver)
Lineage: Eukaryota; Metazoa; Chordata; Mammalia; Rodentia; Castoridae
Gene: Atp1b3
Product: ATPase Na+/K+ transporting subunit beta 3
Biological process (GO): sodium ion export across plasma membrane; intracellular sodium ion homeostasis; potassium ion import across plasma membrane
Cellular component (GO): sodium:potassium-exchanging ATPase complex
Molecular function (GO): ATPase activator activity
Source: RefSeq, a predicted model, not a curated record
GCAUCUGCCCUCGGCCUGUGCCGCCGUCGCCGUCGCCGGGCUGCGCUGCUAGAACCGGGACGCGCCGCCGCCGCCGCCGCCGCGCUCCUCGCCGCCUCCUCCACCCCCGCGGCCGCCGCUCCCUUCGCCGUCCGCGCCCCCACCAUGACGAAGAAUGAGAAGAAGUCCUUCAACCAGAGCCUGGCCGAGUGGAAGCUCUUCAUCUACAACCCGACCACCGGAGAGUUCCUGGGGCGCACCGCCAAGAGCUGGGGUUUGAUCUUGCUCUUCUACCUACUUUUUUAUGGGUUCCUGGCCGCACUCUUCACACUUACAAUGUGGGCCAUGCUUCAGACUCUCAAUGAUGAGGUUCCAAAAUACCGUGACCAGAUUCCUAGUCCAGGACUUACAGUUUUUCCAAAACCAGUGACUGCAUUGGAAUAUACAUUUAGUAUGUCUGACCCAAAAUCCUACGAAGGGUACAUUAACGACCUUAAGAGGUUUCUAAAGUCAUAUUCCUUAGAAGAGCAGAAGAAUCUCACAGACUGUCGUGAUGGAACACUUUUUGAACAGAAGGGUCCAGUUUAUGUUGCAUGUCAGUUUCCUGUUUUCUUACUUCAAGAGUGCAGUGGUCUGAAUGAUCCUGAUUUUGGCUAUUCCCAAGGAACACCAUGUAUUCUUGUGAAAAUGAACAGAAUAAUCGGAUUGAAGCCUGAAGGAGACCCAAGGAUAGUCUGUGUCCCAAAGGAUGAAAACAUUGCACUUUUAUCAACUUUUCCUAGUUAUGGAAUUAUAGAUUUAAAGUAUUUUCCAUAUUAUGGGAAAAAACUGCACGUGGGGUAUCUACAGCCCUUAGUUGCUGUUCAGGUCACCUUUGCAUCCAACACCACUAAGAAAGAAGUCACAGUUGAGUGCAAGAUUGAUGGAUCACCCAACCUAAAAAGCAAUGAUGACCGUGACAAGUUUCUGGGACGAGUUGUGUUCAAAGUCACAGCACAUGCAUAGUAUGAGUAGGACGCCUCCAAAGAAUAAAUGUUGUGUUGUCAGUCGUUUUCUAUCAGCUGGACCUGCCAUUCUAGAGUGGAAGACACCUUGGAGAAAGGUGGGGUGGUACGUGACACUGGGUGACAUCGUAACAUGCUUCCAGACCGUAGCGCUCAGUGCCCUCUGAAGUUGCUGCCUGUUGCCUCUGCUGCCCUUUGAACCCGUGCUCCGUCACCAGAUAGGGACCAGUGAACCCCAACUGCAAACGUUAGAUGGGAGGGUCUUGUCCUCUUUAUGAAUUGCCAAGUGUCCGAGCUUCUGUGCCGUGCUGUGUAAAUAUUUUAUGGAUCUAACACUGGGUAACUGCUGUACGUUGAUGCAACAAAGGUUGAGGGCUGAAAUGGUGCCUGCCAACAUCAAGUGACGUUAGCUGCGAGAAUCGUGGUGUGUGGAUAAGUUCUGUGUGAGGAAAAGAAAAUAAAAGUGGAUCUGAAAGUGUUACUGUGCAUUUUUGUAAUGUUAUUUUACAUGCUGAAUUAGUCUGUGGGUCUUCUUGAUUAAGUGCACAAAUUUUUU